UCUUCGUCAGACACUCUGUAGUCACUGCCUGAAGCAGUAAUCAGACAACUGUCGUUCUCACUCUGACUCGGUCUCUUGAGAUACCAGUUAGUGUGUGUAUCGGGGCUCCAUGAGUUCUAACACUUAAAAUGAAAAAGAAAAAGUUGUCUUGUAGCCGGUAAUUUGUUGCGUUACAGGUUCUACCAACUCUUUUUUAAGAACUUAAUUUUGCUAACAUUUCUUCUUGUUGUUCUGGACUGGACUGGACAGACUUGGCUGUAGAAUAUUAUAAAGAAACUUAAAGGAAGGGUUCCCAGGAAAAGUACAAGGGUUCCACCAAUAUUGGGGUCUAUGGACAUGCAGGAUCUAGCCAGUCCUCACAGCCGUGAAUCCCCUAAUGGUCCCAGACUCGACAACUCCCAUAUCAAUACCAAUUCCAUGACCCCCAAUGGCACUGAAGGCGAUAACAUCACAAUGCUCACCACAGCUGACUGGUUGUUAAGCUCUAGCUCACAGUCGGCUGCAGAACCAAUGAGCAGCAGUGACAUCACCACCCCAGUAGCCGACGCCUCCCUAGACAGCUUCUCAGGAUCAGUUAUUGGAACCAGUGGCUACAGCCCAAGACAAACACACCAGUUCUCCUCGCAGAUUUACCCUUCCAACAGACCGUAUCCACAUAUUCUCCCUACUCCUUCAUCCCAGAAUAUGGCUGCGUACGGUCAGACACAGUACACCUCAGGAAUGCAGCAGGCCGCAGCCUAUGCUAGCUACCCCCAGCCUGGACAACCCUACGGGAUCCCUGCCUAUGGUCCAUUAUGGGCAGGCAUAAAGACAGAGGGCGGACUGAGCCAGUCCCAAUCCCCUGGACAGGCAGGCUUCCUCAGCUACAGCUCUGGUUUCAGCACCCCUCAGACGGGCCAGGCUCCAUACAGCUAUCAGAUGCCAGGUGGCACGUUCACAACCACGUCAGGACUGUACGCAGGAAGCAACUCCCUCACAAACUCAACUGGCUUCAAUAGUACACAACAGGACUACCCAAGCUACCCAGCGUUCGGCCAGGGCCAGUACGCCCAGUAUUACAACAGUUCUCCCUACACCUCCCCCUAUAUGACCAGCAACAACACCAGUCCCACCACCCCCUCCACCACAGCCACGUACACCCUCCAGGAGCCCCCCCUGACCAGCCAGGCCCUCACGGACCCCCCAGCAGGUAGGCCCCAGGCCCCCCAGGCCACCCACCCUCCGUCCCCAGGAUCAGACGGCUCUGGAGGGGGUGGUUAUGAUGCCAGGGCCACUCAUUAUGUCGAGUACAGUACCAUCCACAGUCCUUCAACGCCCAUUAAAGAUUCAGAAUCGGAUCGAUUGCGGCGUGCCUCGGAUGGAAAGUCACGUGGCCGAGGGAGACGGAACAACAACCCUUCACCACCGCCGGACUCUGACCUUGAGAGAGUGUUCAUCUGGGACUUGGAUGAGACCAUCAUCGUUUUCCAUUCCUUGCUCACAGGGUCUUACGCUAACAGAUAUGGCCGGGAUCCCCCGACGUCUGUGUCACUAGGACUGAGGAUAGAAGAGAUGAUAUUUAACUUGGCAGACACGCACUUAUUCUUCAACGACUUGGAGGAGUGUGACCAGGUUCACAUCGAUGACGUCUCAUCUGAUGACAACGGUCAGGAUCUGAGUACGUAUAACUUUGGUUCAGAUGGGUUUCACGCGGCAGCGACCAGUGCCAACCUGUGCCUGGCCACGGGCGUGAGAGGAGGGGUGGACUGGAUGAGAAAACUGGCCUUCCGCUACAGACGAGUAAAAGAAAUCUACACCACCUACAAGAAUAACGUUGGAGGUCUGCUGGGCCCAGCCAAACGAGAAGCCUGGUUACAAUUGAGAGCAGAAGUUGAAGCGUUGACCGACUCCUGGUUAACACUGGCACUGAAAGCACUCACAUUAAUCCACUCAAGGUCAAACUGUGUGAAUAUCCUGGUGACCACCACACAGCUCAUACCUGCCCUGGCUAAAGUCCUGCUGUACGGACUGGGGAUAGUGUUUCCUAUUGACAAUAUUUAUAGUGCUACCAAAAUAGGGAAGGAGAGCUGUUUUGAGAGAGUAAUUCAGAGAUUCGGGAGGAAAGUUGUUUACGUUGUCGUGGGAGACGGAGUGGAAGAGGAGCAAGGCUCAAAAAAGCACAACAUGCCCUUCUGGAGGAUAUCCAGCCACUCUGACCUCAUGGCCCUCCACCAUGCUCUGGACCUCGAGUACUUGUAGCUACCGCCUGGCACUACACUGCCCAGCCCCGAACCUGGCCCCUACACCUACUGGUCCCUACCGGCCCCUACAUCAACCUGCUGCCCUACCGGCCUCUACAUCAACCUACUGGCUCCUACCGACCCCUACGGCAACCUACUGGCCCCUAACGGCCCCUACAUCAACCUGCUGGCCCCUACAGGCCCCUACAUCAACCUACUGGCCCCUACCGGCCCUUCAUCAACCUACUGGCCCCUACCGGCCCCUACAUCAACCUACUGGCCCCUACCGGCCCCUACAUCAACCUACUGGCCCCUACCGGCCCCUACAUCAACCUACUGGCCCCUACCGACCCCUACAUCAACCUACUGGCCCCUACCGGCCCCUACACAGCUACCAUCCACCUACUCUACACAGCUACCACCUACCCUACCCUACACAGCUACCACCUACCCUACCCUACACAGCUACCACCUACCCUACCCUACACAGCUACCACCUACCACACACCCUACCCUACACAGCUACCACCUCCACCUACCUACUCUUAACAGCUACCACCUACACUACCCUACACAGCUACCACCUACCUACCUUACACAGCUACCACCUGGGCCCUACCGGCCUCCAAAUGCUUCUAUACCUACCUGGCCCAAGCCCUCCACAUACCUUAACCACUCUACCAGGCCCUAUACCUACUUCUCCACUUCACCCUGCAACCUUUCAGCUUUCACCAACGCCACUCCAGUCCCACACCUAGUGCUCUGACCCCCUCCAGCCCAGAAUAAGCCCCCUGUGACGCCUGCCUGCCCUCCUGGCGUUUCCUCCUCUUUCUCCCUCCUGACGUGUCCUCCUCUUCCUCCCUCCUGGCUUAUUCUCCUCUUCCUCCCUCCUGGCGUGUCCUCCCUAACCUACCACUAGAGAGAAAGGAAAGAAGUUUUUUUUUAAAGAGAAACUGAGCGGUGACACCGUGUGACACCGUGUUGACCCCGUGUGACACCGGGUUGACUCCGUGUGACACCGUGUUGACACCGUGUUGACACCGUGUUGACACCGUGUUGACACCGUGUUGACAUACGGCCACAAUUCGUCUUAAUCCAUAACUUUUUUUUUCGUUCUGAUGUAGAGGAGUGGAGAAGAGUUUGAAUAAUUUACGGCAUUGCAGCUGCUUGCUGUGGUUACUGUGAAUUGGCUGCGGCUUUCUGAAGCGGUCAAAGUGUUUUAUGGCCCCAUCUAUCUGUCUAUCUGUGCCGCCCUCCCUCCUGGCCGGGAGUCUGACGCUAACGACUAACGCUGAAGCCUAGAGUUGCCUGGACUGACCUGGUCACAGAGCUCAGCUACACUACAAAUCGCACCAAACCCCCCGACUGAGGGCGACAACAAACUUUCUCGUCCAUCGAACUCUCUCGUUCUUUUUAGAUUCUCUCUCUUUUUCUGUAUCACGCUUUCAUUCUCUCUCUCUCUCUCUCUCUCUCCGUGGUAUAUAGAGACAGAGGGGCCCAUGUUGUUCUAACUUGUCUAGUUGGCCUCAGCCGGGAGUCCUGUCUGGCUUGGCCUCAUUCUGGGAGUCCUUUCUGGCUUGGCCUCAGCCGGGAGUCCUGUCUGGCUUGGCCUCAGCCGGGAGUCCUGUCUGGCUUGGCCUCAGCCGGGAGUCCUGUCUGGCUUGGCCUCAUUCUGGGAGUCCUGUCUGGCUUGGCCUCAGCCUGGGAGUCCUGUCUGGCUUGGCCUCAGACUGGGAGUCCUGUCUGGCUUGGUCUCAGCCUGGAGUCCUGUCUAGCUUGGUCUCAUUCUGGGAGUCCUGUCUGGCUUGGCCUCAGCCGGGAGUCCUGUCUGGCUUGGCCUCAUUCUGGGAGUCCUGUCUGGCUUGGCCUCAGCCGGGAGUCCUGUCUGGCUUGGCCUCAGCCGGGAGUCCUGUCUGGCUUGGCCUCAGCCUGGGAGUCCUGUCUGGCUUGGCCUCAGCCGGGAGUCCUGUCUGGCUUGGCCUCAGCCGGGAGUCCUGCCUGGCUUGGCCUCAGCCUGGGAGUCCUGUCUUGUUUGGCCUCAGACUGGGAUUCCUGUCUGGCUUGGCCUCAGCCUGGGAGUCCUGUCCUUCUUAUUAUUUAUGAACUGAGACUUUGUGAGUGGCACUGUCACAAAAGGAAGGUACCUCCAUGAAACGACGUGCCUUUUUCACCUUACAAAGUACUUUGAUUACUACCAAACCGUCCACGCUAUAUCACACCAAGACGAACGAGGAGGAAGACCAUCCACACUAUAUCACACCAAGACGAACGAGGAGCAAGACCAUCCACACUAUAUCACACCAAGACGAACGAGGAGCAAGACCAUCCACACUAUAUCACACCAAGACGAACGAGGAGCAAGACCAUCCACACUAUAUCACACCAAGACGAACGAGGAGCAAGACCAUCCACACUAUAUCACACCAAGACGAACGAGGAGCAAGACCAUCCACACUAUAUCACACCAAGACGAACGAGGAGGAAGACCAUCCACACUAUAUCACACCAAGACGAACGAGGAGGAAGUCCAUCCACACUAUAUCACACCAAGACGAACGAGGAGGAAGUCCAUCCACACUAUAUCACACCAAGACGAACGAGGAGGAAGACCAUCCACACUAUAUCACACCAAGACGAACGAGGAGGAAGACCAUCCACACUAUAUCACACCAAGACGAACGAGGAGCAAGACCAUCCACACUAUAUCACACCAAGACGAACGAGGAGGAAGACCAUCCACACUAUAUCACACCAAGACGAACGAGGAGGAAGUUCAUCCACACUAUAUCACACCAAGACGAACGAGGAGGAAGUCCAUCCACACUAUAUCACACCAAGACGAACGAGGAGGAAGACCAUCCACACUAUAUCACACCAAGACGAACGAGGAGGAAGACCAUCCACACUAUAUCACACCAAGACGAACGAGGAGCAAGACCAUCCAAACUAUAUCACACCAAGACGAACGAGGAGGAAGACCAUCCACACUAUAUCACACCAAGACGAACGAGGAGGAAGACCAUCCACACUAUAUCACACCAAGACGAACGAGGAGGAAGUCCAUCCACACUAUAUCACACCAAGACGAACGAGGAGGAAGACCAUCCACACUAUAUCACACCAAGACGAACGAGGAGGAAGACCAUCCACACUAUAUCACACCAAGACGAACGAGGAGCAAGACAGACGAUAAUGGUUAUGGAAGAACUAAAAUAAAAAUAAAAAUAAAGGGAUUUUCUAAUCAUUUAAAAAAUAAUUAAGAAACUUUAUGUACAAUGAUUCCCGAGACAAUCGUGUACAGAGGAAGUAUUUUUAAUGUGUGCAAAACUGCAAUCACUGGACAAUCCCUUCCUAUAUAAUAAUUGUUUAAUACUGUAGGUACAAAGGUUUUCAUUGAAGUCAAAAGGCAUGCUAAUCGAGCACAGAGGCUGAUGAGGCUGAUGACGGUGAUGAUGUGCUCAUUGAAGGCAAAAGGCAUGCUAAUCGAGCACAGAGGCUGAUGAGGCUGAUGAUGGUGAUAAUGUGUUCAGGUUGUUUUGAUCCAAUAAAAAAACAAACAAACUUGUAGAUGAAAAUGAGAUUUUAUAACUCGUUUUGUUCAAGACCAAAAGCAUGGGUGUCAAGUGUCAACAAUCAUUGUGUUCAGUCAGUGAUGUUUCUUCCUCGUACUCUCUCUCUCUCUCUCUCUCUUUCUCUCUCUAUUUACACUCAGUAUAGAAAGACAUUGUGUGAUUUCAGUCACAUUUUAACUCAACACAAUGGUUUCCCUCCCGAAUCAAGGCUAGGAUUCAAUCUGCAUUGUCGAAUUCGAUCUCACGAACGAGGUAGCAUUGCCUUUGAAAGCCGCGUUGUCUACAAGCGCGAUCGGAUUGAAUCCCGAUCCAACACGUGUAGAUCCAUGUUUCAUUUGGGGGGGGGGGGGGGAUGUUUUUUUUAUGUUACCGCUCGGUCAGUUCCCAGACUCUGAGCCAUAAUAGAGUACCAUUUGAAUGAAUUUAGGAAAAGUUCAGCUUUCAGGAAUGAAAAAAAGAAAAAACUAUCUUAAAUCGGUUUUAUUAUCUUUUCUACAAGCGCUAUAACAAAAUCUAUUGUACAGCGUACAUUUUUGUAUGAAGUCGUGUUUUUAUUUAGAAUUUAGAAAAAAUGAUUGUGUUCUUCUUGUGUCCCCACCUUUUUGAAUUUCUGUAGUUGAAAAUUAAAUUCAUAUGAUGCCCUUUUUUUUGAUAGUGCUUAUUAUGAUAGGACUGUGGACUGAAGUGGUGGGAUGGGAUGGGUGAGAACCGUACUGAGCUCUCGUUAUGAUAGGACUGUGGACUGAAGUGGUGGGACGGGAUGGGUGAGAACCGUACUGAGCUCUCGUUAUGAUAGGACUGUGGACUGAAGUGGUGGGACGGGAUGGGUGAGAACCGUACUGAGCUCUCGUUAUGAUAGGACUGUGGACUGAAGUGGUGGGACGGGAUGGGUGAGAACCGUACUGAGCUCUCGUUAUGAUAGGACUGUGGACUGAAGUGUUGGGAUGGGAUGGGUGAGAACCGUACUGAGCUCUCGUUAUGAUAGGACUGUGGACUGAAGUGGUGGGACGGGAUGGGUGAGAACCGUACUGAGCUCUCGUUAUAAUAGGACUGUGGACUGAAGUGUUGGAAUGGGAUGGGUGAGAACCGUACUGAGCUCUCGUUAUGAUAGGACUGUGGACUGAAGUGUUGGGACGGGAUGGGUGAGAACCGUACUGAGCUCUCGUUAUGAUAGGACUGUGGACUGAAGUGUUGGGAUGGGAUGGGUGAGAACCGUACUGAGCUCUCGUUAUGAUAGGACUGUGGACUGAAGUGUUGGAAUGGGAUGGGUGAGAACCGUACUGAGCUCUCGUUAUAAUAGGACUGUGGACUGAAGUGUUGGAAUGGGAUGGGUGAGAACCGUACUGAGAGAUAAACGAAGAAGAAAAAGCCACUACUUCCCCGCAGACAAAGGGGUUAUUAAGAACAUACAUGUGCUAUCAACUGUGAAUUUAUUAAGUUAGGAACUGCUUCUAGGUCCGUUUCUAUGUCCCCUCCUCCCCAACUCCCUCUGCACAUGCUCACUGUUGCUAUGCUGGUGUCGUCGCGGUGAUGACCGAUCUCCUUUCCCCCUGGCAACGGCAGCAAAACGACAUACCUCUCUCUCUCGCUUUACAUUUGUGAUUUCUCUCUCCUCUAAAAGCAACUUCUCCCCCAUAGCUCUUUCAGGGGGACUACAUAUUGCUGCUAGAUUAAGGUAUCAGAUAGGUAGGUAGACAACGGGAAAAUGUUUUUAUAGAAUUCAUACGUACAGCAAAAGCCUUUUUUUUUUAUUAUGUUGCAAUUAUAAAUGCAAAACUGGAAAUACUUUACACUAAUAACAUGGGCCUCGUGGAGGAAAAAACAGAAAUGUUUGUUGUGUCUGCAAAAAAAAGAAGAUGUGUACAGAUGUUUUUUUUGACAUUAUUAUUUGAUUGUGUUUAAAUUAAUAAAAAAUGGAUUUGUGAACUGUUA
Salvelinus fontinalis (brook trout) is the source of this 7723-nucleotide messenger RNA. RefSeq names its product EYA transcriptional coactivator and phosphatase 1 (gene eya1). Gene Ontology annotation, cellular component: nucleus. Gene Ontology annotation, molecular function: protein tyrosine phosphatase activity. The record is from RefSeq and is a predicted model, not a curated record. NCBI's taxonomy places the organism in Eukaryota, Metazoa, Chordata, Actinopteri, Salmoniformes, Salmonidae. The coding region runs from base 331 to 2238 and encodes 635 amino acids. The transcript is spliced from 18 exons. Gene Ontology annotation, biological process: negative regulation of extrinsic apoptotic signaling pathway in absence of ligand; cell differentiation; multicellular organism development.